Theobroma cacao (cacao) is the source of this 1720-nucleotide messenger RNA. Its product is annotated as HXXXD-type acyl-transferase family protein. NCBI's taxonomy places the organism in Eukaryota, Viridiplantae, Streptophyta, Magnoliopsida, Malvales, Malvaceae. The record is from RefSeq and is a predicted model, not a curated record.
CUUUCUUUGCCAAAUUGAACUUCAAAGCCAAGAAGUUUGUCUAGUAUUUAAAAUACAGACAUUCAAUAUUUCCUUUGUGUGUAUAAAAAGAUGUUCUGUUACAAAGGUUGUAACAGAACAAUCAUCAUUAGGCCUUUCAGUUCCUAGCCAUAUUCUUCCCAAUGGCUCUCUCUGUUAUCAGAUCAAGUCGAAGCCUAGUAACUCCAUCUCGGCAAACACCUUCUGACGUUCUUGAGUUAUCAUUCAUUGAUAAAGUACCGGUUCUCAGAUGCUAUACUCGCACAUUGCAUGUCUAUAGACAUGGCCCUAAAGCACCGAAAGUCAUUAGGGAAGCCUUGUCAAAGGCCUUGGUACCCUACCACCCCCUUGCAGGACGGCUGAAGGAGUCCGGUGAAAAUCAAGUUCAGGUUGAAUGUUCAGGAGAAGGCGCGUGGUUUGUUGAGGCAUCAGCUGAUUGUACCCUCGAUUCCGUUAAUUACUUUGAUAAUGCUUUGUCCAUUCCUUGUGAUGAACUUCUCCCUGAUCAAGUUCCAAAACGUCAAGGCAUGGAACCCCUUGUACAAAUGCAGGUGACACAAUUUGCAUGUGGCGGUUUUGUCAUAGGCCUCAUAUUUUGUCACACCAUAUGUGAUGGCCUAGGAUCUGCACAAUUCCUGAACGCUGUAGGAGAGUUGGCCAGAGGUCUGGAACAUCUGAGCACUGCGCCACUAUGGCAUAGGGACUUUUUCCCAACCCCGCCGCAACAAGCAAACACAAACGUAUUGCCAACCUUGCCACCCCUAAUGCCUGGCUACCGACUAGAGCACGUGAAUAUAGACAUUUCCAUGGAUGAAAUCAGUGAGCUAAAGCAAGAAUUCCAUGAAUCGACAGGGCAAGGUUGCUCUGCCUUCGAAAUUGUAGCUGCCAAUUUUUGGUGCCUCCGAACAAGAGCAAUAAACUUCGAGCCAAACACUGAAGUACGGCUUCUUUUCUUUGCAAAUUGCCGCCAGCUUUUGGACCCUCCUUUGCCUAAAGGCUUCUAUGGCAACUGUUUCUUUCCAAUAACAAUCGCAGCUCCAUGUGAGUUGCUUAAACAAGCAUCAAUCAUUGAGGUGAUUAAACUGAUACAAGAAGCAAAGACUAAGCUACCUGUUGAUUUUGCCAAAUUCAAGGAUGGUGACUACUUCAGAAAUGGUAAAGACCCCUUUGCACCACCUCUAGGGUACACCACUUUGUUUAUAUCAGAAUGGGGUAGACUGGGAUUCAACCAGGUUGACUUUGGAUGGGGCCCUCCGGUCCACUUGGUUCCAGUUCCUGGCUCUGGUAUCAUCCCUGUUGGCAUAAUGGGGUCACUGCCAUUGCCCAAGAAAGGUAUCCGUUUGAUGACAUGGUGUGUCGAGAAGGACCAUCGCCGGCCCUUCCUGGAUCUGAUUGCAAAACUAGUCUAACAAUUAAAGAACUAAAGAAUGCUUGAACUCCUAUUGCUUUGUUUAGGGACAAAGUGUAAAAAUAAAACAAGAUGGCAAAACAUGUUUUAAACAGUGAUGUGAUUUUUCUUUUCCCUUAUGCUUUUUGUCCCAACUUUGUUCGGGUUUGCUGCGUAGUCGGUGGCUUCACUGACACAAAAGUAAGGAAGAAUUUAGGUUGUUUCAAGGUAAAGUAUUGAAUUACAUUCAACUAUUUUGUCUGUGCACACUGCAAUGGUUUUGAAUGUACUAAGGAAUCUGCAUAUUGGGCCUCA